AUGGCUUACUGCACUAAGCCCCUGAAGAUUAUCACACAGAAUUGCAGAGGACUCAACAUCCCUGAGCGCAGGACACACCUGCUGAGAGAAAUGAAGAAAAAACAUGUGUCGAUUGCCUUACUGCAAGAAACUCACUUCAAGGAGGGGACGCAUCCUAGGCUACGGAAUAGGCACUACCCCAAUAAUUGCUUUUGCAACCAUCCCACGUCAUACAAAACCGGAGUGGCCAUUCUCCUGGCGGCUGAUCUGGAAUUUACAGAACUAGACCGAGUGCAAGACUCGCAAGGAAGAUACCUCUUCCUUAAAGGUGUUAUAGCGGAGAAGAUAUAUACACUAGCCUCCAUCUAUGUACCCAAUAAGAGGCAGGCUCCCUUCCUCCGAAACACUCUCCACCAGCUGGAAGACUUCACGGAUGGGAUACUAAUAGUGGGUGGUGAUUUCAACGCCCCACUUGACCCGACACUGGAUUCCUCAACGGGUCAUAGCUGCCUACCACAGCAUACUAUCGGGUCCAUUCGAUGAUCGAUGGAAGCCUUGAGACUGGUGGACUGCUGGAGGACGCUACACCCCUCAACAAAAGAUUACACCUACUAUUCAGCACUUCACAACCGAUACUCACGCAUCGACUAUCUAUUUGUCGCUCAGGAGGGCCUCUCUCACCUAUUAGGAGCCGACAUCACUCCGGCCACUUGGUCGGAUCAUGGAUCUGUCGAGAUGGAAUUGGAUUCCCCCCUGUACAAACCAAAGGGGUGGACCUGGAAACUAAACAAAGCCCUGUUACUAGACCUGGACACCAAGGAACAACUACGCCAGGCAUUGGAGCAAUAUUUUUGA
Molecule: messenger RNA, 834 nt
Organism: Pelobates cultripes (western spadefoot toad)
Lineage: Eukaryota; Metazoa; Chordata; Amphibia; Anura; Pelobatidae
Source: the annotation of a GenBank genome assembly